This is a messenger RNA of Daphnia carinata, 972 nucleotides long. RefSeq lists its product as uncharacterized. Lineage: Eukaryota; Metazoa; Arthropoda; Branchiopoda; Diplostraca; Daphniidae. The record is from RefSeq and is a predicted model, not a curated record. The coding region runs from base 125 to 826 and encodes 233 amino acids. The transcript is spliced from 2 exons.
UUGUGUCAGUCUUCCAAGGGUUUCCGUUCCGCAAACUUGACUUCAUCCACGAGUCUGGACUUUCAUCUUUAUCGUUCGCCAGAGUUCGUCAAUCGUCUUUGUAUUCCAAAUCAAGACAUCGAGGAUGCAAGACGCCAAUUGUUGCCCUGUUAAAAUACCAUCCAUCUCGGACCGAUUACAACUUCUAUUUGAAAAUCCUUUACAUAUCCAAGAACUCAUCUUCAAAGAAAAAUGUCAACCUCUUCGGCAAGCGAUUGAUUUGAAGUACACACUUGAUCUACCUGUGCAAAACAACGUUAUCCAAAAUCAGUACAAAAUAGUGAGAAUAGAAAGAUUACUCUCCUCCUAUCGGUCUGGAGAACUUCAUCUUCGUGUGAUCGGCACCAGGAUAAGACCGAUGGUUUUCGCAGUGCCACUUGAUGAUACCAGAGAUUUCUCGUUUAUGAGUAGGGAUGCCUAUGCAACAUUAUUGCAAGAUUGGGAAAGUGCACCUCCAGUAGUGAUUGAAGUAUUUAAUUCGCCGUUCACGUUCGAUCAUGGAUCGAGGUACUGCAUACUGGUCUACGAUUUGAUUGUUCGUGGUUGGGAACUAGUUGGGUGCCUUUCACCACUUAUUUCAGAUAAAAUGGACACACGUCAUGUUCCUGAUCCGGCGAUUCGCCUGAUGGAGUAUUUUCGGAAAAACUUGCCUCAUUGUUCAAAGCAGAAUUUAACCAAUGUAACAAAGUUCACCACGAUGAGAAAACCACUGGAACAAAACGUCGGCAGAAGAAACUGUAGAACCUUACCAGUGGCCAACUGCCCGUCCGAUUCCCAGUCCUUUUAGAAUGUCAUCCAGCCCGAGAAAACAGAUGUUAAACAAGAUUUUAUCUUUGUUAUAUUGUUGUACUUGGAACUCUUUGUCAGAAAUGUAUGAAAUCAAAUACAGCAAUCACAUGGCACUUGUAAAGAAUGUCAAGUUUAACUUUGAAA